Hibiscus syriacus is the source of this 2449-nucleotide messenger RNA. RefSeq names its product protein MEI2-like 4. Gene Ontology annotation, molecular function: nucleic acid binding. The transcript has 12 exons. The coding region runs from base 134 to 2206 and encodes 690 amino acids. The record is from RefSeq and is a predicted model, not a curated record. Lineage: Eukaryota; Viridiplantae; Streptophyta; Magnoliopsida; Malvales; Malvaceae.
UUUGAUCUUUCGAGAUCUUCUUAGCUCUGGAUUUUCUUUUUCUUCUUUUGGAGGGAAACCAUUCUCGCGAUGGGAAUAGUUUUGUGAAAUUUAGCCUUUAUUUGAAGAAAAAAAUUUCUUGGUUUUAAUCAUCAUGCCAUCUGAAACAAUGGACCUCCAGAGUUUGUCUUCACCAUCUAUUUUCUCUGAUGAUUUGCGUUUUCCUACUGAGCGGCAGGUUGGAUUUUGGAAACUGGACACCGUGCUUGAUCAGCGAGCGUGCAAGAAAUCGGUUACUUCAUCAACCGUGGAGGAAAUUAUUCCGGUGGAAAGUCGGAUAAUAAGGUACCUGGACAAUGCUGAGCCUUUCACCAAGAAACACCAGAAAGUGAAUCUAUCUGUAGAUAGCGGUAUAGCAGGAGCAGAGAGAGUUCUGAAUCAAACAGUAAACUCGUCAAAACCUAUUAACCAAGGUCCGGGAACGAAGUUGAGUUACAUCGGAGAGGAAGGAAACAAUGUCAACACCUUGACUUCUCAGUUUGAGAACAGUCUUUUCUCCAGCUCGUUUACGGAGUUCUUCACUAGGAAGCUGAAAUUAUCUUCAGAUAAUGCACUAUAUGGAAAUUCAAUCGAUACGGUUUCCUCUUCGCACUAUGAGGAAGAGGAACCAUUUGAAUCUCUUGAAGAACUUGAGGCCCAAACCAUCGGAAACCUUCUUCCCGACGAUGAUGAAUUGUUUUCAUGUGUGACCGAAGGACUCGAUUUUGUUGUCCGACCAAAUGGUGCAGAGGAUGCAGAAGAGUUGGAUGUUUUUAGCAGUGUUGGAGGGAUGGAUUUAGGAGAUGAUGGUCGUACUGUUGAGCAUCCACAUAGUCCCUCUAAUGAUGCAAAUUUGGCUGUGACUGCAGUCGGGCCAAACUCGUCAAAUAACAUGGAUGUUGGAACUAGUUCGGGGUUGAACUCUGAUAUAAAAGCCCCUUUUCCGGAACCAACAAUUCCUCACUGUGUCUCUUCUGGUGUUUCUAAUGGUUUAAAAUCCAUGGUUAGAAUGGGAUCAAUAGGGCAUCAAUCCGUCACGACCGAGUCAGGUCACUUGCAAAUGAAACUUGAUGUCCAAGGCGAACCGGCAUUUUAUCCUCGUCCGAUGCCCAAGUAUCAAAAUGGUUCAAGUAGAGCUGUAAACAUCAAUUCCAAACCACUGCAAGUAAUUGAUAAUAAGACACUUUCCAGAAUUAGCUCAACCGGGCGCUUAUUUGAAUUCAGUAAUGCUGGUUUUCGAUCUGCUAGAAACGGAAGACAUCUUCUUCCCCGACAUCAUUAUCCGUGGAGUAACUCUUAUAAUCCCGAGCCUCCGAGUACGAUGUGGCCUAACUCACCUCCCAUUGUUAACGGAAUUUAUGCUGCUCAUCCCACAGCACAGCUUCACGGACUUCCGACGACACAUACGCUGAACCCCGGUGUGCCCAUAAUUAACUACCAUGUUGGAUCGGCACCAACUGUUAACCCGUCACUCUGGGACCGACAACAUACUUAUGGAGGACCACUGUUGUUUCACUCGAGGUCCUCGCUGUAUAAUGGGAGAGGGCAGAGCAUUCCGAUUACGAGAUCAGUUGAUUAUCCUCGUGAACAUGUUAGAAGCCGGAGGAAUGAAGUAAGUAUUAACCAGGCUGACAAGAAGCAAUAUGAACUUGACAUGGAACGUAUAAUACGAGGGGAAGACAAGCGAACAACGCUCAUGUUGAAGAACAUUCCUAACAAGUACACCUCAAAGAUGCUUUUGGCUGCUAUCGACGAACGCGGUGGAGGAACAUAUGAUUUCAUUUAUUUGCCGAUUGAUUUCAAGAACAAGUGCAAUGUGGGAUAUGCAUUCAUCAACAUGCUUGAGCCUAGCCAAGUCAUUACAUUUUAUCAGGCAUUCAAUGGGAAGAAAUGGGAGAAGUUCAACAGCGAGAAGGUGGCAUCGCUUGCUUAUGCUCGGAUACAAGGAAAAGCAGCCCUUACCGCACAUUUUCGGAACUCGACCUUGAUGAACGAGGAUAAGAGAUGUCGGCCUAUACUCUUCAACACCGACGGUCCCAAUGCAGGCGAUCAGGUUCCAUUUCCGGUGGGAGUUAUCGUUCGAACGAGGCCCGGAAAAGCUCGUUCAGCUAACCAUGAGGAGAAUAAUCAAGAAAGCCCUCCGAGUUCAGAAAGCGAAGAUACUUGUUCUUCGAAGGGAUCAUGCUAGCAAAAGCCGGUUUCUUUCGGCCGGAGCUAACCUUUUCGAAAAAUCGCACCCAUCCGAGAUCUUUCUACUGCUGAAACUUCAAGUAAUUCUACGUAUUUUUCUUCAGUCUCACUUGAAAUCUAGGACAGAUAAGGAAAAAGAGAGGGGAAAGCUUCAAAAUUUUGGCUGACAAGGAAGUAACAUAAGAGUAAUGGGAUGUAAUAUUUCUCAAUUAAUUAUUAAUAAAUCGAAUAUUUAUUGACA